Molecule: messenger RNA, 2019 nt
Organism: Melopsittacus undulatus (budgerigar)
Lineage: Eukaryota; Metazoa; Chordata; Aves; Psittaciformes; Psittaculidae
Product: fukutin-related protein
Exons: 1
Coding region: 230-1684 (484 amino acids)
Biological process (GO): protein O-linked glycosylation via mannose
Cellular component (GO): Golgi apparatus
Source: RefSeq, a predicted model, not a curated record
UCAUUAACAACCCCUAAUGAGCCCCUUCAUUAGCGAAUGAAGGCCAAUUCCCCCCUAUGCUAAUUCCCCCCUAUGCUAAUUACCCCCUAUGCUAAUUACCCCCUAUGCUAAUUACCCAAUAUGCUAACUACACCUCUAUGCUAAUUACCCCCUAUGCUAAUUAACCCCCUAUGCUAAUUACCCCCCAUGCUAAUUACCCCCCCAUGCUAAUUACCCCCCCAUCAUCAUCAUGCGGGUGACCCCCUGCCAAGCCAGCCUCGCCGCCGCCAUCGGCCUCAACCUCCUCCUCCUCCUCUAUUGGAUCCGUCCUCAUGCUCCGGUGCCUCCAUCCUCCUGCCGCAUCCCCCGCGGCAUUCCCGGUGUCACCGUCCUGCUCCGGGAAUACAACCCUAUGGAUAACGACCUAGUGGGAACGUCGCGUUCCUUCAUCCCACAGCACCCGGUGCUGGUGGUGACGGACUCGGUGCUGUACCCGCCGCUCCCGUUGCCUCCCGGCGUCGCGGUAUUCCCGCUGCGUCCCGUUCCCGAGCUCCCGGCUCCGCUGGCGCAUCCCGAGCGCCUGGUGCGCACGCGGCACGUGGCUCUGGUUCCGGAUGGGACCCGCGCGGUGCCAGGGCUGCUGGAGCGGAUGCGGGAUGCGCUGGAGGACGGGAACGGUGAGGCCCGGAUGGCGGCGGCGCCGGUGGGGGCGAGGCCGCUGCGGUGCCUGGAGGUGAGGCUGGAAGCGCGGGAAUGGACCGUGCGCUACCGGGAUGCUACUGGGAGCACUGGUCUGUGCCAGGCCGUGGAUGGUGCUGCCGUGUUCCUGCUGCGCUCCCGGGAUCUCUUUGCCCUCCCGUUCCCAUUGGAUCGCCCGGUGGCUCAGGCGCUCUUCAUCCAAGCGGCAUUCCGAGGCUGGAAGCUGCGCGUGGUGCCCGCGGCAUUCCCGCUAUCCCGACGCCUUCCCCUCGCCCCUCACCUCCAAUGGGAAACCCAAACCGAGCUGGAAACCCAGCGGCUGAUGCGGGAUCUGGGAAUCAAACGGGAAGUGCUUCCCGACGGCCGGGAACGCUGGUAUGGAUGCGGGAAGGACACGACCCGCUGCUUCGGGACCAUCCAUGCGGGAACACCCCAAUACAUCCUGACUGGGCGCUGGACCCCCCCCUGCUGCCUGCGGGCGCUGCGGGAGACCGCUCGGCACGUGGUGUCCAUACUGGAAUCAUCCGGAAUCCGGUACUGGUUGGAAGGGGGAUCCUUACUGGGAGCCGUGCGCACGGGGGACAUCAUCCCAUGGGAUUACGAUGUGGAUCUGGGGAUCUACAAGGAGGACAUCGGGAAGUGCCGCUGGUUGGCGGCGGCCGCGGCCGGGAACGCGGUGGAGGAUCCCGAAGGAUUCCUAUGGGAAAAGGCAUCCGAGGGGGAAUUCUACCGGGUGCAUUACAGCCGGAGCAACCGGCUCCAUGUGGAUCUGUGGCCCUUCUAUUCCAGAGGGGGGGUGAUGACCAAGGACACGUGGUUGGGGCACCGGCAGGAUGUGGAAUUCCCGGAGCGGUUCCUGCAGCCUCGGGAGCCCUUGGAAUUCGUGGGAAUGAUGAUGAUGGCACCAAACAGAGCUCGGGAAUUCCUGGAGUUCAAGUUCGGGGCUGGAGCCAUCGAGAAUCCCGAGUAUCCCAAUCCCAGUGUUAAGAGGAUGGGGAAGGAGUGAGGGGGAGAUGGGGAAUUCCGGGAUACAAAGGGGUUGGGAUGAGGAAUCCUGGGAUACAAAUGGGUUGGGAUAGGGAAUCCCAGGACACAAAGGGGUUGGGAUGAGGAAUCCCAGGACACAAAGGGGUUGGGAUGAGGAAUCCCAGGACACAAAUGGGUUGGGAUGAGGAAUCCCAGGAUACAAAUGGGUUGGGAUGAGGAAUCCCAGGAUACAAAUGGGUUGGGAUGAGGAAUCCCAGGACACAAAGGGGUUGGGAUGAGGAAUCCCAGGACACAAAGGGGUUGGGAUGGGGAAUCCCAGGAAUCCUGUCCAUGUGUGUCCCCCAUUGACAAUAA